UUUUGUCUAGUGAUGUACUAGAUCACGACAGGUGGACGCAUACGGACACCAUGAACGCAGUUCCCUUAGCACCGUUUGCCCUGACGGUUAACACGCUAUCAUGCUUAAUGUCAAUGACCAGUCCCAAGUUCGACAAUAAUGGACGGAGAAAUUAUGAAGGCUACCAGGUUCUCUCCAUCUCUAAUGCAUCUUCGCAAAAUGGCUUGUUUGACAUUCAAGGAAACGUCCUCCAGCAACUCUACAGUUCCGACAAGCUCUUUAACUUUAUGGGUGAAGGUCCAAACAAAAAUGGUCCCACGGAUGUCAUGAUCUGUCCCGAGCAGGCCAAUAAUGUCAAGAGUUUACUUUCCGCUUACGAUAUUCCUUUCACCGUGAAAUCUGCAAAUCUGCAGCAAAACAUUGCCUCAAAUGUAAACGAAAAUAAUAAAAUACUAGCGGAAUCUCAGGGGACAAUGAAUUGGAAUGCGUAUCAGAGAUUUUCAACCAUUCAAAGCUGGAUGGAUUCCAUGGCUAGCCAAUAUCCACAAUUUGUAUCUGUCGAAACUUAUGGUUCAAGUACCGAAAAACGGCCCAUGAGAGUCAUGAAGAUAUCUGCCAGUGGUAACGACGGCAGCAAGCCAAUCGUGUGGCUGGAUGGAGGAAUUCAUGCACGUGAAUGGAUAUCCGCCGCAACAGUGACUUAUCUUGCGAAUGAGAUAAUUAAUCAUGCCAAAAGCGGGGAUGACACCGACCUGAUCAACUCUGUCGACUGGUACGUAGUUCCAAACAUGAACCCUGAUGGGUAUGAAUAUACCUUCACUGCGGACCGAUUAUGGCGGAAAACUAGGUCCAAGACUAGUAAUCGUCGUUGUUUUGGAGUUGACCCCAACCGCAAUUGGGACUGGAAAUGGGGUGGCAAAGGAACAUCAAAUAACCCUUGCGAAGAGAUUUAUCGUGGUCCUCGUGCAGCAUCCGAACCGGAAGUUUCGUCCUCCCAGAAAUACAUCUUCAGCAUUAAGGACAGAAUCCAGCUGUUUAUAUCGUUCCAUAGCUACAGCCAACUGCUUUUCUAUCCGUGGGCGUACGACGACGUCCCAGCUGAUGAUAAGGAUGAUUUGGAGAAAGUCGCAAACCUAGGGGCUGAGGCAUUGGAGGCCGUGUAUGGCACGAAAUAUAGGGUGGGCACUCCACCACAAAUCCUUUAUGCGGCUGCUGGAGGAUCCUACGACUGGGCGAAAGGCGUUGCAAACAUAAAAUUUUCGUUCACCUUUGAACUACGUGACACUGGAGAUUAUGGUUUUCUUUUACCCCCGAAACAAAUCAUACCCUCUGGAAAGGAAACUCUCGCCGGUGUCACAGCCAUGGUACAAUCCGUGAUGGACUAUUACAGAGAUAAUUGAAGCGGUACAAUUUUGGCUUGUAAAAUUAUUCAAAACUUGAUGCACUAAAUAAAUCAGCAUUUAAAAAGCACUA
Folsomia candida is the source of this 1452-nucleotide messenger RNA. RefSeq names its product carboxypeptidase B. Gene Ontology annotation, molecular function: metallocarboxypeptidase activity; zinc ion binding. The record is from RefSeq and is a predicted model, not a curated record. Bases 51 to 1379 code for a protein of 442 amino acids. Gene Ontology annotation, biological process: proteolysis. NCBI's taxonomy places the organism in Eukaryota, Metazoa, Arthropoda, Collembola, Entomobryomorpha, Isotomidae. The transcript has 7 exons.